Messenger RNA from Aspergillus alliaceus, 1092 nucleotides. RefSeq names its product arabinan endo-1,5-alpha-L-arabinosidase. NCBI's taxonomy places the organism in Eukaryota, Fungi, Ascomycota, Eurotiomycetes, Eurotiales, Aspergillaceae. Gene Ontology annotation, molecular function: arabinan endo-1,5-alpha-L-arabinosidase activity. The record is from RefSeq and is a predicted model, not a curated record. The transcript is spliced from 4 exons. Gene Ontology annotation, biological process: carbohydrate metabolic process. Bases 1 to 1092 code for a protein of 363 amino acids.
AUGGUUCUCGUGACAACGUUAUUCUCGCUUUUCACAGUUUCUCUAUGCAGGAGUAUACCACGCUCUCGCCUAUCAUCCUCCCCUUAUACACAUGCCUCGGACCUUAAAAUCCAUGACCCCACUGUCAUAGAGGUAGACGGGACGUAUUAUUCUUACGGCGUGGGAGAGCACAUUGUUAUUCACGAGGCACCCCAUCUAGCUGGGCCAUGGAAGCAAGUCGGAAGCGUUCUAGACAAAGAUAGCAUCAUCCCAAAGGGUGACCGCGCAAAACCCUGGGCUCCAACAACCGUCGAGGUGAACGGUACAUUCUAUUGCUAUUACUCGGUCAGCAAUGCUGGAUGUCGUGACAGCGCCAUUGGUGUGGCUACAUCCCAGUUGCCAGGCCCAGGCGGAUGGACCGACCACGGAGCUGUCGUUCAGAGCGGCACAGGUCCUGCCGCGGACCAAUAUCCGUUCAACGAAGUCAAUGCUAUUGACCCCGCUGUCCUAGUAACCGAGGAUAUGGGAUACCUGAUCUUUGGCAGCUAUUGGUCUGGCAUCUGGGAAGUCCCUUUGAGCCAAGAUCUUGUCUCGGCGGGUAACGCAAGUCGAUCCAACGCACAUCAUUUAGCAAAACAUCCGCAGGCUGCGCGUGUACAGUCAGACGGUGAGAAUCCUGAUCCGCUCUGUCGGGAGCCAUCCGGUCGCCAUCCAGUCGAAGGAGCCUAUAUGACCUAUCGCGCACCGUACUACUAUCUGUGGUUGAGCUGGGGAACGUGCUGUGAUUAUGAUCCCAACAACCUUCCACCCCCUGGAGAAGAGUACAGCAUUCGCGUCGGACGAUCCCAGAGCCCUCACGGUCCAUUCGUAGAUAAACAAGGAGAAGAGCUCACCCACGGUGGAGGAGAACUCAUAUAUGGAUCGAACAAUGAUGUGUACGCACCAGGAGGGCAAGGUGUUAUAGCAGGCGAAUUCAGAGACAUUCUGUACUAUCACUAUUUGAAUACUAGCAUCAGCUACGAUUUCUGGGAAGCCUGGCUGGGAUAUAGCUACCUGGGAUACGUCGAUGGCUGGCCUAUUGUCCUGAAGUCUACUGACCUUGGGAUGCUUUGA